Molecule: messenger RNA, 2532 nt
Organism: Photinus pyralis (common eastern firefly)
Lineage: Eukaryota; Metazoa; Arthropoda; Insecta; Coleoptera; Lampyridae
Product: engulfment and cell motility protein 1-like
Exons: 13
Coding region: 11-2278 (755 amino acids)
Source: RefSeq, a predicted model, not a curated record
GUGUUAUUAUAUGGUUUCCUGGGACAUUCCACAACGUGAAGAGAUAUUUUUUAACGCGUUUAGUUUAAAGAUGGACGCGAAAAUUGGCAUAGAAAUUAACGGUACACAACUCCUGUUUAAAAUUAACAAACAAAAAUCCUUAAAAGAAAAUAUUGAUUGCGUCUGUGCUGAAAACAACCUGGGUCCCGGAGAAAAUUAUGGUUUUAAAUUUAGCUACACAGCUCAGCGGAGUAACGAAGGCAAUUACGUUACAGAGGAUAACUUUCAAACAAUUCAAAAUGGGUGUACGCUGAAACUAGUCGAAUCCUUAGAUAAGUUAAUUGACAGAAUAUUUGACAAUAUUAAUCAUAACAGAUCACAAAGCGUUCAGGAUUUAUAUUCGUUGAGCACGGAUCCUGGAUUCAUUAAGCUAAUGGUUGAAAAGAAACGUGAUGCCGAUAUAUUAGAAUGGGUAACUAACGAAAACCUAUGUGGCAAGGAAUUAUCUGUAUCCCUUUUAAUCCUGCUACACUUACUAAAAAAGCAAUACAUAAAGGAACUUCCAUCGAUUAUGGUGGAGAACAUAAUAAAGUGGGUGAAAAGCACUCUAAUCACAACAAAUCAAAUACAGUACGCGCUUGCAGUAUUGUGUCAGAUUUUGUAUUUAAGAGGACACGCAUUGAAUAAACAAACGAUUAUUCUAGGAUUGUCAAUCGAUGAUAUAAUUUCAUUCAUUUCGAGACAAGAGCUUUCGCAACUACAAUUGAAUACAAUGAUGCUGAUAAAUGCAAUGGUAAAAAAUCUUAGAGGUGAUAAGCGGCAGCACUUGAUUAAAGAUUUAAACAGAAGCAAAAAUAAAGAGUACAUUUUUACAUAUAUCAUUAAAAAAUCAAAAAUCGAUCCUGGAAUGGCUCGUGAAUUGUACGCCUACCAAACGUACAUAUUAAGCGUAUACUCAACUUCUUUAAAUACUCCAUUUUACACAGUCGAUAAUCCCAUGUUGAGAGAAUUCGAAUUGUAUGAUGAUAAGUUGGCAAGAUCCAGUACAUAUGUUGACUUGGAGGAAAUUUGCAGAAAUAGGUCUAAUUCUACAGGUACUAUUUUGGAAGACAUUGAUGAUGUAAGAAUAUCAAUUGCAAGUGGAGAUAGUGGAAUAAGUGAUCAUGUUGAUCGUCUCACAACGUCAAUGUCCGAACAUCAUAUAAGCUUAUUGACCUACGAAGCGCUAGUGCAUUAUAAGAAAUACCACUACAAAAAUUUCUGCCAGUCACGAAUAGAAGAAAAUACAUACGAGCCGGGAAUUUAUGUGUCAAGCGAUAAAAUUACUCGGUUGUUAGCUAAUAUUUUACACAUUGGAAUGGAACCCACCCGUUCCGGGGAUUCCUACCACCCUUUAGUAUUCAACACUAGUUUGAAGUUUCCGUUCUUCUUGGAGCUGUUUUCGCGCAGUAUGUGGUUGCUUUCCAAAACUAGGAAAGAAAUGAGGGCUUGGUCAUAUGAUGACUAUUCAAAGGUACUACUGGUAUUAGAGAAGCAAGUUAAAAUGGCACUUGCCGAAAAACCCAUGGAUUAUGCAUCUUUAACGGCGGAAAUGAUGAAAGUUACAUAUGAAGAAGUUGACAAGCAAUGGCAGCAUGAAAAACAAAACGAAUGGGAAAGAAUUUAUCAAAGUAAUCCAAAUGUGCAAAUACUGAAACAAAAAUUUUCUUCGCAUAACGAGCAACUAAUUUUUGAGAGCAGAAUGAGAACACUGCAAAGUGGAGAAUUAUUUCCCAAACUCCCUGAAAAGAAAGGAAAGCAACAAUACUGUUUCAUUCGUCUAUCCGAAAACAGGCGAAUGAUAAUAUGGGGAGCUUGGAACGAAAAUUUGAAAAAUUUUAAAGCGGAAGAACCAGAAAGGUUUAAUGUAGAAGAAAUUAAACAUUUUGUAAUUGGCAAAGCAUGUCCACAUGUAAAAGAUAACAGUAUUAAAAAUCCGGAAAGAGCAUUCUCAAUAAUUCUUGAAGACGGAACAGUCAUAAACCUUUUGGCUAAAGAUGUUAAAGUUGCCAAUCUAUGGAUUGAUGGAUUCAGUUUACUUUUAGACAAACCACAUCGAAGUGAGGAGUACAGGAAGGACUUAGAAACUCUACUCGAAAUGGACUGUGCACUUCACUUACUGGAAUUGCAACAUGUAUCUUUACCUGACACUGCACCAAUCAUACCAGCUCUACCCGCUCCCAUUCGACUAAAGACAGAUACAUCAACAAAACUGCCACCCCCUAAAUUAAGAAAACAAGCAAUAAACAUUCAACAAUAAGGAAUUUAUUAAGUUAUGGACUACAGAGAAAUGCCACAGAUUUUCUUAUGUUUGUUUAGCAAAGUUUUGGUGGUAAAAGUUAGACCACAGUAACUACACAAAUAGACUUUUUCAUUGUUAUGUGUUUCUAAAUGAGUUUUUAAAGUACGAGAUUGUAUGAAUGACUUUGGGCACAGGUUGCAUUGGUAUUUACGAUCACCAGUGUGUCCUUUCAUGUGAAUCUGAAACGAAAAUAAUAAAUAUUAGUACCUAUG